GUCAGAGUUGACAGCUCUGUCUUCCGUUCUAUAUUGUUAUUUUGCUUGAACAACUGCAGGGCAGGUUCGUUCAACCGCAUGCUUUCAUUUCUUUUUAGUUUCAUAUGUUCGUCUUAGUUCUGCCUUAUUAGCCACGUCGGAACAUUGUCUGCCUCCACACACUUGGCCAAAACAGCAUGAGUUCACGGCGACCGGACAGCUUUGACGGGUUAGGUUACAGGGGCAGGGAGGAGCUCUCCUAUGGAGGGGGUUACGGUGGAAGGUCGUUUAAUAACUCGUCCAGCGCGGAUCUCCAGCACUGGGUGACGACGCCCCCAGAUAUCCCGGGUAGCAGGAAUCUGCACUAUGGCGAGCGAACACCGCAGUUCGAGGCGGCCGCGCCUACAAUCCCCGGAGCCGAGGAGAGCCAGCAGCAGCCGUCAGGCGGACCGUCCGAGCAGUUAAACAGAUUUGCUGGAUUUGGUAUAGGGCUUGCAAGUCUCUUUACAGAAAACGUGCUAGCUCAUCCCUGUAUCGUGUUUCGCCGUCAGUGUCAGGUGAACUAUCAUGCCAAGAAUUUCCAUCUAUCACCUUUCACUGCUAUCAGCAUCAUGUACAAUAUCACUAAAACUCAGGGGCCAAAGGCUUUAUGGAAAGGAAUGGGAAGCACAUUUGUUGUGCAGGGAGUUACCUUGGGUGCUGAGGGUAUCAUCAGUGAAUGCACACCACUCCCCAGGGAAUUAUCACACAAAUGGAAUCCAAAACAGGUUCUUGGGCACCUAGUACUGAAAGGUUUGACGUAUGUGGUGGCAAUGCCUUUUUACUCAGCAAGCCUCAUUGAGACUGUGCAGAGUGAAAUAAUCCGGGACAACCCUGGCAUCCUGGACUGCGUGAAAGAAGGGGUCGGCCGUGUGGUGGGCUUAGGUGUCCCACACAGCAAGCGUCUCCUGCCACUCUGGAGUCUGGCCUUUCCCACAGUCCUUCAUGGUGUCCUGCACUAUGUGAUCAGCUCUACCAUUCAGAAGCUGGUGAUGCUUCUCUUGCGGCGGAGGAGUGGCAGUGGCCAGCCCUGCCAUGAUGGAUCUGAGACAGCACAAAACAUGCUGGAUGCUUACUUCCCUGAGCUCAUGGCCAGCUUUGCAGGCAGCCUGUGUGCUGACAUUGCACUCUUCCCCCUGGAGACAGUGCUCCACCGGCUCCACAUCCAGGGCACACGCACCAUCAUCGACAACACAGACCUGGGCUUUGAGGUCUUGCCCAUAAACACACAAUAUGAGGGAAUGAGAGACUGCAUUGGUGCCAUUCAGAGGGAGGAAGGAGCACUGGGCUUUUACAAAGGCUUUGGAUCAGUUGUGGUGCAGUAUUCGUUACAUGCUGCUGUGCUGCAGAUUACGAAGAUGAUUUAUUCUGCGUUGUUGCAAACUGCCUGAACAAAAAAUUCUUACUCUCAAUAUCUGUGUCUAAUUGGUCAUUGUAAAUUCACCAAGCUGACACCUGGGUUAAGCUAGUGAUUGUGUUCCAGAAGCAUGACAGGAGAUGUAAAGACCUGAAACUGUAUGGAUUUUUUUUUUUUUUUUGCUCCAUACACACUUCUGUGACUUUUAAUUUAUGGCUGACUGUCCACUUGAAAUUGUCUUCUUAAAAACUUAUGACUAUAACAACAAACUUUUGUGGACAUGCCACUUUAUCUGUAAUGGGAAUGAUUACGCACAGUUUACAUUAUGGUCUGUUUGCAACCACCCUAAGUUUUAUGUUAAUUUUUUCUUCAUUGAAACAAAAGUCCUUCUUGAUAUUGAUAUCACACAGUAUCACUAUUGGAUUCCUGAUUACAGACCAGAAAAAGAUGGGACUUGAUUUCCUCGUAAAUUGACUUGUGUAUAUGGUGUACAGUAAACUUGUGAAAAUAUGUGAUAUGUCUUUAAAUUAUUUGCACUUUAAUGUCUGCUAAUAUGGUACUUAGUUAUUUGUUCCGGACUUUUGCGUACAGUAUGUAGUACAUGCUGGCAGUUUAACACAAUGCUAAUACAAAAUUCACUUCCUGCUGGUAUAUUUGAUGAUCAGGGAUUUAAAAUUCUCAUUGCUUUUUGUAAGUGUAUUUAGCUGUCUAAUAUUUCGUAAUGUAAAAUUUCACAACUGUGAUUUUGAGGAUUACCAAAAAUAAAUGUGUGA
Molecule: messenger RNA, 2148 nt
Organism: Scleropages formosus (Asian bonytongue)
Lineage: Eukaryota; Metazoa; Chordata; Actinopteri; Osteoglossiformes; Osteoglossidae
Gene: slc25a46
Product: solute carrier family 25 member 46
Exons: 8
Coding region: 177-1409 (410 amino acids)
Biological process (GO): mitochondrial membrane fission; mitochondrial fission; axon development
Cellular component (GO): mitochondrial outer membrane
Source: RefSeq, a predicted model, not a curated record